Messenger RNA from Drosophila mojavensis, 2081 nucleotides. RefSeq lists its product as uncharacterized. Bases 437 to 1183 code for a protein of 248 amino acids. NCBI's taxonomy places the organism in Eukaryota, Metazoa, Arthropoda, Insecta, Diptera, Drosophilidae. The transcript has a single exon. The record is from RefSeq and is a predicted model, not a curated record.
UUUCAGUUUCGAGUCCGUGCAGCUGCCUGCGAGCGGAGCCAGCCAGCCAGUCAGAGCUAGAGCCAGAGCCAGUGCCAGAGCCAGUGACUCGGCCGAGUGCAGAAGUUUAGCAAAGCAAAGCAAAGUAAAAGCAAACAAGUGCAGUUUGUGUUGUGUUACUGUGCGAGCGAGUGUGUAUUUGUAUUUGUGUUUGGUUUGUGUUUGCGUAUGUGCAUGUGCAUGUGUGUGUAUGCCCCCGCCGUAGCAUAGAUACAGAGAUACCUACACAUUUUCAGCGCCAGCCGCCUGAAAAGUGAAAACAAACCAGGCCAGCGCAAAUUGAAAGUUCUUCAAUUUGAACUCGACAAAGAAAGGAAAUCGAAUUCCUUGACUCUCUAGAGAGAUUUCUUGGCAUAUUUGUUGCUUGAAAAUACGACGCACAAUCUACAAGGCGACCAUGUCGACGCUGCCAUUCCUGCUGAGCGUGGCCGACGAGCUGGACAACAUCCACACACAAUCCUAUCUGGACGACUUCGGCUUGGGCUUCCAUCCGCACCGUCAGUACUAUCGCACGCCCACCAUUCAGCUGUCGCUGCCAGCGAGCACAGACUGGACUGGACGCGCCGAUUGGCAGGGACGACAUGCGCGCUAUCGCAGCUACAAGUUCUACGAUGAUUCGGAGAACAAUCUGGAGGAGGAGCAGCAGUCGGAGGCGGAGCAGCAGCAGCAGAAGCGGCAGCAGGAGCAGCACAGCCUGCAGCUGGAGCAGCAGGACAUCAGCCAGGAGCAGGUGCAGCAGCAAAAGCAACUGCUCCAAGCCCAUACUGCCACCAUGGUUAAGUCGAACUCACAUGACGUGGGCGUGGGUGGAUUGGGUCUGAAUCUGAGGGCCGGCGAGGAGGAGGACGACGAGAACAUCGAUCGCACCGUGCGCAUGUACAAUCUGUCCAAGAAGUGCUGCAAGAACUACUAUCGGCAUGCCUUGGAGAUGGACGGACCCGGCGCCAGUGGCCGGAGCAAGUGCAGCAAUGCGCGCACCGAAUGCCAUCAGUCGUUCUCCAGCUCCGAGGAGAGCCUGCAGAAGGUGCCCUCGCCCAUUGAGUUCCUCACCUGCUUCCUGGUGAAGAAGACGCGCACGCCCAAAUGCUCCAGCCAUGCUGCUGCUGCCGGCCGUGCGGCAGUCGGGCAGCUUAAAAAAACAUAGAACGCGGCCGCGUUGCUGCCAGCAGCAACGAGAGUGACAGCAACUGCAACUGCAACUGCAACAGCGACAGCCACAGCAACAACAACAACCGCUUCGGUCUCAAUGACAUCGACGUCGGCGUCGAAGCGUCGCAGCAACUGUUUCUGAAUGUUGGCCAGAGUCGGUGUGCUCUGCGGCCAGGCCUGGAGCUGGCUGCAGCGUUGCGGCGAGCUGCCCAGCUCGGAGCCAACGACGUUGCCUGCAACGCGCCUGGGACGGAUUACCUACUAGGCGCAUAUUCCAUAUUGGAUAGCAGGAGGCGUGGCACACGCGACUAACACACACACGCACACACACAGACACACACGCACAAAUACAAUGGCAAAUUGGUUUUAACUAUGGCAAAAGGCUGGCAACAGGAAUUUGCAUAGAGAUUCGUGCGGCGAAGCUUAAUUUGCAGCAAACGCCGCUUGAACUACACACACACAAACACACACGCACACACCGAAAUUGUUUUUUGGAUUCCUUAAUAAUCGUAAAGCAACUCAAAUACAAUACACAAAUUUUUAAGCCAGAGAUUUUUUAACGAAAAUAAUGCGAAUUUGUUAAGCAAACGUUUUUUAUAUGAAUUUUUUGAUACCUAACAAGCAAAACAAACAGAUUACUAUUUAUAUAUACCUUAUAUAUAUACACAUAUUAUAUAUACUAUAUUAUACAUACUUGUACUUGAAAAUAUGGGCAAAUUUAAGGCACAGCCAAACAACAACACUAGCUCACACACCCACACACACACACGCACACACCCACACACGCACAGGAAAAGUUUCGUUUUUCGGGUAACAAAAAAAAAAAAAGGGGAAAAGUUUUUUAUAGCACAGCAAAUGAAGAACUAACAAAAAUUGCAGAAACUUUUCGACAA